This is a messenger RNA of Daphnia pulicaria, 3869 nucleotides long. RefSeq names its product frizzled-5-like (gene fz2). Gene Ontology annotation, biological process: canonical Wnt signaling pathway; non-canonical Wnt signaling pathway. Bases 346 to 2517 code for a protein of 723 amino acids. Gene Ontology annotation, cellular component: plasma membrane. The record is from RefSeq and is a predicted model, not a curated record. The transcript has 5 exons. NCBI's taxonomy places the organism in Eukaryota, Metazoa, Arthropoda, Branchiopoda, Diplostraca, Daphniidae. Gene Ontology annotation, molecular function: Wnt receptor activity; Wnt-protein binding.
AAUCGUCGACAGUCGUUGAAACGUCUUGGUCCAGCAGAGACCUUAGUUGAACACAUUCACUUGUAUUUUAACAAAACAAUUUCCACACAUCAAAAGUGUUUUUCGUGUGUGUGUGUGUUAGUGUGUGUCCAGUGUGCGUGAGUGAAAAUAAAAAACGCAUCAAAUGCCAAUUGAAUUAGAAUAAUCAAAAAAGGGAAGUCGACGAUUCACGUCAAUGCAGAGCCAAGUGAAUCCCGUGUGAGCUGGAAAAAAUCGAACACUUUCGAUUAUCGUUCGAUUUUGUUGGUUUGUUUGUUUCGGAUCGUUCAUCUUUCGGGAGGUAAUCCCGUCCAAAGACUCUGAGCCAUGGCCAUCGGCGUGUUGUGGUUGGGUGCGAUGUUGACGCUGUGCUGUUGGACCGUUUGGUCGGUUGAUGGAUUAACAUCGGGACCGGGUGCUGCGACCGGCCAACUGGGCAGUGCCAUCAGCGGUGGAAGUAACAGCGGGAAUAGUGGCAGCAGCAGUCCAGUGUUGGCCGUCAAGAAAGACGCCCGUUGCGAAGAGAUUACCAUCCCCAUGUGCCGAGGGAUCGGCUACAACUGGACGUCCAUGCCCAACUCCCUGCAUCACGAAACCCAAGAAGAGGCAGGACUGGAAGUGCAUCAAUUCUGGCCUUUGGUGGAGAUCCAGUGCUCGCCCGACAUGCGGUUCUUCCUGUGCUCCAUCUACGCUCCCAUUUGCAUCCAGGACUACCCGACAUCGAUCCCGGCAUGCAAAUCCGUUUGUCUGCGGGCUGAAUCCGGAUGUGCUCCCUUAAUGCGCAAAUACGGAUUCGCCUGGCCAGACCGGAUGCAAUGCGACAAAUUCCCAAACUUUGGCGACCCGCAGAAUCUCUGCAUGGACGCCCGCAACGGAAGUUUACCUCCGCCGACAGUCGCCCCUCCUCCGUCGCAGCUUUUACCGCUUCCGCCGGAAUCGGUGGAGCCGUUGGACAGGCCUAAACAGCGGCCAGGAUUGAUUCCGCAUCCCAAAACCAACUGCAAAGGACCCAACAAACGUCUUUGCUCGCCGGAUGAAUUGCUGAUGAAUUCCGGCAGUUCAUCCACUUCCUGCGAGUGCCAAUGCCGUCCGCCUCUCAUCCGGCUGGGACCCAACGACGGCCGCUACAACCGCAGUUCCAGUUUGAGCGUCGGAGGCAUCCCCAACUGUCUGCUACCUUGUUCCAGUCCAUUCUUCUCCGAAGAUGAGCAAUGGUUCGCAUCCUUGUGGAUCGCACUCUGGGCCGCCAUCGCCGCCCUCUCAUCCGCCCUCACCUUCGCCACAUUUCUCAUCGAUCGCCCUCGAUUCAGGUAUCCAGAAAGACCAUUGAUCUUUCUGUCGGCUUGUUACGUCGGUCUGAGUCUCGGCUAUCUGGUGAGGAUCGUCGUCGGUGGCCGGGACGUGGUUGCCUGCGAAGGCAACGCCAUCCGUUACGGCGCCGCUCCGUCGCUCAUCACCACUGGAACCGGAGCCAGUUUUAUAGGCGUCAGCAGCUCCACUUCCAGUCCGGCCUGCGUCGUCACCUUCUUACUCGUCUACUUUUUCGGACAGGCCGCCGGAUUGUGGUGGGUGAUCCUGUCUCUGACCUGGUUCUUGGCUGCUGGACGCAAAUGGGGAAGUGAGGCCAUCGCUAGAUGCUCUCCCUACUUCCACCUAGUGGCCUGGACUAUUCCGGCUGUCCAAACGGCCGCUGCACUCCUGAUGGCCGCUGUCGAUGGAGAUUCUUUGGCCGGCGUUUGCCACGUCGGCGUCCAGCAGACGGCGUUACUCCGCUGGUUGGUCCUCUUCCCUCUAGGCCUCCACUUGCUCCUAGGCGGUGGAUUCCUGCUGGCCGGAUUGGCUGGUUUGGCCCGCAUCAGGCGCGUACUUAAAGAGCAGGGCCGGCCCAAAGCCGAAAAGCUGGAAAAAUUGAUGAUCCGCAUCGGAAUCUUUAGCGUUCUCUACUCGGUUCCAGCCGCCAUUUUGCUGGGCUGUUACGCCUACGAAGUGGCCUUUCAUGUCGAAUGGGGUCGGACACUCACCUGUUCCGGAUGUCCAUCUUCUCCGGACGCGACACCAUUGCCAUCCUAUCAAUCACGUCCUGACUUUUCCAUCUUUAUGCUCAAGUAUUUCAUGACUUUGGUCGUGGGCAUCACGUCCGGAUUUUGGAUCUGGUCGCACAAGACGCUGGACUCUUGGCGCAAAUUCUACCGGCGUCUGUGUCACUCUCGACCCAAGUCGUCGGUCCAGCAUCCACAACAACAGCCGCAACAGCUGCACCAUCAUCAUCAUCAACAACAGCAGUCCCUACAGCAACAACAACAACAAUUUCAGCAGCAGCAACAGCAGCAGUGCCAACUGAUGGGGGCUCCCACCGUUCCGCCCUUGCCCGGCCAGCAUCAUCACCACCCCUACCCGAUGAGUAACAAAUCGUCCAGUCUGAUCAAACAGCCAUUGAUGCAGAGCGUUCAGAGUCAUCUAGGCAGCACGUACAAAGCGCCACCGUUGAGUCACGUUUGAAAAAAAAACCCAAAUUUAAUUUUUUCAUCCGCCACAGCCUCCGCCCUGUGCACGCAAGGAAUCCCCCUCCCCAUUCCAAUCUGAAUAACUUGAAUUCAAACAUUAUCUCAUCAAGUUUAACGUUGCUAGGGGACCAAGUUUUUCUCCCCUCUAUUCUCUCUUUUCAUCCUCUUUUUCCCUUCUCUCCCUCUACCAUUGAACCAACAAGAGAGAGAGAGAGAGAAGUAGUAGGGGUCGCGUAUUGAUCGUGCGGAUUCCCCUCCGGUCCUCCUCCCCAUCCUCUCACAAUCCAUCCCUGUGUGUCAGCCACAGCCAAGGGACGUCGAGAAACGUAAAGCUAAAGCUUAUAAAGCCCACACCACCACAACUCUUCUUCUUUUUAAGCAGAAAAAAGAGAAUCGAAGAAGUUGUGUCCUUAAUCUUUUUUCAAGUUCAAGUCCAAUCAUUAAUGACGGAUUAACUCAAAAGCUUCUCCUCUUUUAUAACCAAAAAAAAAAACAUUUUUUUCGGUGGAAAAAAGGUGAAGAUGAUCCGGUCAUCAACAGGGGAGUCAACUCUCUUCGUCGACUGCACACACACAUACAAUUCUGGUUAAUAUUUUGUGGUGGCCAGCUAGAGAGAGAGAAAAGAAAUCGGAGAUGCGUUUUGUUUGUGUGUGUGUGUGUGUGUGAGGAUGCGCAGGCUAUGUCAACACUUUUGGACAACCCCUUCAAAACUCUCUCAACACACACACACACACAGAUGGACAAUAUAACGCUGAACUCAACGACCUUAUAUACAUAUAUAUAUAUAAAUAGUAAACUUAAACUAUAACAUAAUAUAAAUAUUUUUUAACUUGAUUGUCUAUAUAAAUAUUAUCUUGUGGCUCCUUGUAAUCUUUCUUCUUCUUCUUGCCUCCUCAGUUCUAGUCACGCAAUCCCCUUCUUUUAAAUUUUUUGGAAAACAUUUUUGGACCAGGUAGACAACAACAACAACAACAUUUUUUAUUUUCACCGUGUCCAAGUGUGUGCGCCAUUUGUUGAUAUUUAUAUUUUCUAUAUUUUACAUAGCGCUUAUGAAUUAAUUAUGCAAAAACAAAUCGACAAAAAAAUAAGUAUACGAAUCUGCGUCGUUGUAAUAAUAAUAAUAAUUUCAUGUCUGUACGUGUGUGUGUGUGUCUGUUGUGUCUGUAUGUGUGUGUGUGUACAACAUUUCCAUCAUCAGCAUUGGGGGCUCGGUUUGAAAUAGUGAAAAUGAAUUCUCUCUCCCCCCCCGCUGCCGUUUGUUUAUUAUUUACGUGAGUGAAAGAAGCGCUACCUGUUUUUGUCAAAACCGUCGUAUCGAGUGCGAUAAUAAACAAAAACUCCCGUCUC